UUGCGCUCAAAUAUAUUUGAUGUCGCCGAAGACGAACGGCUACGAGGUGAGGCUGUUUCUUCAUCGGAUGAAAAUGCUACGGCUGGGGAUGCGGCGCCAAAAAUUGUAGAGAAAUCCGCAAACGUGGAUGCCGCCGUGAAUACUCCAGUUGUGGUUGAUUCAAACGAUGUUGGAAUAGUCGCCCAGAAACUGGAAUUAGAGCAUAUGGGGAGUAUAUUUGAAGAGGCGAUUGUGGAAACGCGCAGUACGCCUCUCGAAAAUCGCCCGCGACUUCCCCGCAUAGCCCUAAGUAAGCGGAAUCGGGCUUUCGUGAGGGCUGAACCCAAUGCUGGUGAAUUAUUCGGAAGGCAGCCGGGACCUUUGCGAGACGGACUCAAUUCUUUUUGA
Messenger RNA from Parnassius apollo (apollo), 387 nucleotides. The record is from the annotation of a GenBank genome assembly. NCBI's taxonomy places the organism in Eukaryota, Metazoa, Arthropoda, Insecta, Lepidoptera, Papilionidae.